Molecule: messenger RNA, 5579 nt
Organism: Calypte anna (Anna's hummingbird)
Lineage: Eukaryota; Metazoa; Chordata; Aves; Apodiformes; Trochilidae
Gene: CCP110
Product: centriolar coiled-coil protein 110
Exons: 15
Coding region: 399-3440 (1013 amino acids)
Biological process (GO): regulation of cytokinesis; centriole replication; centrosome duplication
Cellular component (GO): centriole
Source: RefSeq, a predicted model, not a curated record
UGACCAGCAGCUGGCUGCCACCUGGGCAGGAGGGACGUGUGUCUGCCCUGGCAGAGGGAUGCUGUCCCCAAAGAGCAUAUUAACAAGUUCUCAUGUUUAUUUUUCUUAUCACAGUGCCUUCAGUGAAACUGAUACCUGCCGGCUGCACAGCUGUGGUCCUGACAACACACGGACUGCUCAGCCAUAUGAUAUUUAAUGUGAUAAAGCAAAGCAGACUUCACCCGUGCUAACAGAUACCUGGAGAGGCUUAUGGGCGGAGAUCACUGGGAGUACCAGGAGUACCGCGAUGGGCUGGGUCCCACCUCAUACCUCUUACAAUUGGAGCCACCUUGGCCUGGGAGCUCAUCCCUAAGCGUCAGUUUCCCCGCGAGGCUCAGUGGCGUGCCAGUUUGAUUAAGAUGAAGAUGGAGGACUAUGAAAUAUUCUGUAAGAAGCAUCUUUCCAGAAUCCAAGAGGAGGCACUAAAAAGAGAAACCUCUUUUGCUCUUCAGCACAAAAAUACCUCUCUCAUUCAAUUCCAUGGAGUUCCUGUACUUUCCCCUCUGCUUAGUCUUGAAAAGAAAAAGGAAAUGCAACAGUACAAGCAGAAAGCACUGGACCUAGAGACAAGGAGGCAGAACUCUCGGAAAAGAGCUUUAUUGAAUCGUGUCCAGGAGAUUCUAGAAAACGUUCAGAUCAGGAAAGGACCUAAUGCGAGUGAUGUGAAUACACAGGAGGCUGAGAAUAGUUGCCCUGAUUCAGAUGCAAGAACUUCAGCUGACUUCACAGCUCCAUCAGAUGUAAAUUUGACAUGUUGUCCACAAAAGCAUGGUCCCACAGAGCUUGAAAAGACACCAGAAUUUAGACCAGCAGAUACUACUGUGCAGGGGACAUCAAACGUGACAGUAGUUAAAGCAGCAGAAGAAAAUGGUUUUUCAAAGCAAAGUGAGAGUCACCUUUCAAAAGAGGUACCUUGUCCAAGGGCUGUGUCUCCUGACAACAUGCAUAAUAAUCCUGUGCCACAGGCUUUGCAAAAGCAAGAGGGGCCAGGAGUGUCACUGUCAGAUGAGGAAGUACAAGAUCCAUACGUCACGAGUCUUCAGAACCUGAUGAAGAAAUCCAGGGAGUUGCUGGAGAAAGAGCAAACCAAACGGAGCUCAAAAAGUAAUUCAAAAAGGAGUAUGAGUGAAAGUCAUUCAGAUAAGGAAAAUGAUGGUGUUAAGACAACUGAUUCAGUGAAAGAAAGAGCAAAGCUUACAGGCAGGAGUUGCACUGCUGUGGCACUUGAUAAACCCAGUCUUAAUAAGUCAAAUACCCUUCUCCAAGGUGCCUCUACUCAUGCAAGUAACCCAAGUGUUUCGACUUCAUCCAGUUUUUCUAAAGUGGACAUACCUAUGAGAGUUGGAACACCCCCACUGGUGGAUUCAGAUUCAGAUGAAGAAUUUAAGAAGACUUCUCUGUUUGAUCGUGACAGUAGCAUUGUCAGGAGCCUCACAGGUUCUUAUGCCAAACUGCCAAGCCCAGAACCAAGCAUGAGCCCUAAAAUGCACCGAAGGCGCCCGAGGCCCUUAUCAAUGGGUCACAUUGUUAUCAAUAACCCUGUGAAUGCUUAUGAGUUAAGUCCUAAAGGCAAGGGUAGAGCGAUGGAUUUAAUCAUGCAAGAUAUUGCUGACAAAAAUAAUGUGUCUGAAUCAGUGCCAAAGUUCAUGCUGGACUUUGCUAUGGUUUGCCCUAGCAGAGUUCAUGGUGUCAACAGGAAUUUUUCAGUCCCUUGUGAUGGGUCAGGGGUUGGCAAACCCAAUCGCCAUUCCUUUGGGCACUUGGAAAGCAAGGCAACGUUGUCAGCUACAGUGGAAGGACAGGUGGUGAUGGACAGCAGGGGGACAUACAAAGUAGAGAACAGUACUAACAUUGUAGCUCCAAGACUGAACGAGCCACUUGCCAUCAGUCAGUCUACAGUCACACAGAAGAUCGUAGCUGUGAAUGAAACCAAACCAUCCAGUUUGCUAGAAAAUACUAAAUGUAAUUCUCCAGUAGAACUCAAUAAGUCUUAUGAUGUAGAAAACCCAUCCCCACUACUAAUGCAGAGCAAGAAUAUGCGACUGCAGGUAGACACUCCAAGUGUCUCCCCAGCAAAUGAGCAGUUUCCAGAAAAUAAUUUGGAAAAGGUAAAGCGUAGACUUGAUUUGGACACUGACAGCUGCCAAAAAGAAAAUGGUCCCUGUGUCCUGACACUUGGAAUGGAAGAACAAGAGAAGCAGUGGUUGCAAGAGCAGAAAUAUCCCGUGGGAUCAGUUUACAUUACCAAGAAUAUCACCCCUGAUAGUAUGGCAAAAGAAGAAGUUUUUAAAACUAAGAUGUUGGCCUUUGAAGAAAUGAGGAGGAGACUUGAAGAGCAGCAUGCACAACAGCUGUCGAUUCUGAUAGCUGAGCAAGAGAGAGAACAGGAGAAAUUGCAGAAGGAACUGGAAGAGCAGGAGAGAAAGUUGAAGGGAAAGAAGGUCACUACAACAGAAAUAGAAAUUUCCAAAGUGAAUAUCAACAGUAGGAUGGAGUUGGAAUGGAGGAAAAAAAGUGAAAGUGGCUUGCUGGAAAGUGUGCAGUCCCAGCUGGAGACAAUCCAUAAUGCAAACUCUACCAGCAUUGGUUUUGCUCAUAGUACAACACCUAACACCUUUGCUUCAACAAGUGAAACUUCAUUCUAUCUUUGGGGACCAACGGGUAGUGGAGUUAUAAAAACCUCAGUAUCUAGGCCAAGUAACAGGAUCAAAACCAGGUGGAGUCAGGUUUUCAGUCCAGAGAUACAAGUGAAGUUUGAUAAGAUCACUGCUGUGGCAAAGGGAUUUCUCACUCGUAGACUCCUGCAGACUGAAAAACUGAAACAUCUCAAGCAGACUGUAAAAGAUACAAUGGAGUUCAUAAAAAAUUUUCAGUCUGAAGCCCCAUUAAAGAGGGGAAGUGUUUCAGCACAAGAUGCAUCCCUUCAUGAAAGAGUAAUGGCCCAGCUACGAGCUGCUCUGUAUGACAUCCAUGACAUCUUUUUUACAAUGGAGGCAUCAGAAAGAAUGAAUAUUCUGCGUCAUGAUCGUGAAGUUCGUAAAGAGAAGAUGCUCAGACAAAUGGAUAAAGUAAAGAGCCCAAGAGAGAAAGUGACACUUUCAACAGCCACACAGAAGUCUCUGGACAGGAAGAAAUACAUGAAGGCUUCAGAGAUGGGAAUGCCAAGUAAAAAAAUAAUCAUAAAACAAAAAACUCCUGAAAGCCGCAUACUUCAACCAAAUCAAGGACAGAAUGCCCCAGUUCACAGACUGCUUUGCAGACAAGGAACCCCUAAGACCUCAAUGAAGGGGGUUGAGCAAAAUAGAAAGAAGGCUCCAGAGAGCAGAGUGUCUAACAAGGCUGUUUCAGGAGCAUAUGCAGGAAGAACCCAAAAAAAGAAGCUAAAUGUUGUGACAAUUUAAGAAGACAGCACUCGCUGGGAUAAAAUGGCUUUGCUUUAAUGAUGGCAUUCUCAGUACUGAUUCAUUAAUUGCAUCUUCUAUAACAUAUAUGUAUAUUUACAAAUGAUAAACAUACAGGGAUAUGUUAUCACAAGCAUAUUGAAGUAAUAAAGGGCUAUGAAGCUCUAAUACUUGUGGAGAAAUUGCAUGUUAAAACUUUAUAUUCACACUACUGUGUACACAUAAGAUUCAUAAUCUUUUUUAUCUAUAUACCACAGUAGGGCAGCAUUAAGCUAAAUGUGUGACUUUUUCACACUCUGUAUUUCUUGCAUCUGACGUAUGCAUUUUGCAUUACUUAGAACUGCAAUUUCUGUGUCUGGUUGUCACCAUAAAUAUGUCAUGUGUGUGUAUUUUUAGUUUCAUACCAUAAAGUUAAAGCAGUUAGAUAGGAAAAAACCCCAUAACUUCAUCAAAGUGGGGCUCUUCCGUCAGUAAUUGCCAGCAGCCUUUUUGAAUGUACUUUCUGGAUGAAUGUGAUUACCUCAAUUUAAAUACUAAUGGCCCAAAUGUUUUGCUUUUCUGCUGAGCUGGAUAGACAGGGAUCCAGAUUAACAUUCCACUGUGCUGGAAGAGACCUAGGAUUUUUUUUUUUCUGCUUACUUCAUUUUCUUACAGAAACAACUUCUGACCAAAAUGAAGAAACAUCUGUUCUACAAAACUUUCAGAAUGCAAGAUUUUAAAUGUUUUACCAUUUCAGACAUACAAAUGAUAAUUGUUAAUAAUUUAGAUAUCUUAGGUUUCAUUAAUGACAGUUGUAUUUUUUCUGGGCACUUUCUCUUCUACCAUGAUCCAACAGGCCCUUGUCGAGGGAUUUCUGGGGGAAAAAAUAAAUCCCGACCUAAGCCAAACAUACACACUCUUAUAUUUAUCAAAAUUUACCAUUAAAAGGUCAUGGUCAUAUUUUGCCUUGCUCUUCUUCCCUGAUGGAUGUUAUCCUUCAGCUUUAGGGGAGCAGAAUUCUGUAAUUGCUGCCUUUCAAGGAAUUGGAGGCAUGUUAACACUCAAAGUCCAACAGAGAAAAGCUUGGCUGUGUAAGUCUGAAGUGAUUACAGUUUUGCUGUCACAGCUGUAGUAGUGAACUGACUACCUGAAGGUGAAGUGGGUUAUAUUUGUUGCUUUUCCAGUAUGCACACGAUGCAGUGCUCUACCUUCAGAUGCUUUUUAACAUGUUGACACAGAAAACAGACUGAGAAUGCAGUCAGCAUGAAAGAGGAACUUUAACAGUGGGCUGAGGUCAAGUCAAUUGGCUUACUUGUGGCAUUAGUUGUGGCUUUUAUCUACCACCAGGUCUUUGCAGCUAGUGACACUUGUUUUGAAUGAUGUUUUAUACCAUCUGUGUAAGUUACCCAAAGUGCAUAUUUAGGAAGAGGCAGAGAUGCUGCCUAAGCCCUUCUAAGAAUGACACUUGGUGACUCUCUAUUGUGGCAUUUAUUUGAAAUCUUGAGGGGCUGGGGGCUCCCCCAAUGGUGUAAAAGUGAAGAGUUUACACCAAUGGAGCACCAGCCUUCUAUAUAAAUGCUAUGGUUCUGUACAGUUUCAGAUGUAAUACAGAAGAUGCCCAAGGUCUUCUUUCUUCUCACAUUGGGCAUCAAAGCUCUGUUUGGUACCAAACUUCCCUUAGGAGUGGAAAACAUCUCGAGAGAAAAAAUCUAUAAUGGUGAGAGUAACCUGUGUCUCAGGUGACACAAUGUGCUGGUAUCAGUGCUAAAGAUGGAUGUUUUUAAAGGAUGUUUUAUGUGCUAUAUUUAUUAUUAGCAUAGGCAAUAUGUUGAAGUGAAAAUAGGUUUAGCUUAAGUAUUGAUAAAAAUGAAUGCUUUCCAUCUGUUCAGGUCUCAUCUCUAAACCUCUCACUUUAAGCAUGCUUCCAUUACCUGUAAUGAAACACUGUAGCACAAGUUUUUUUUAACUUUUGUGAGGCCUUUCUCUUGACAAGUGCCAGAAUUUGGUUUUGUAUAUGUUUUGUAUUUAUACAUAUUUAAUUUCACGUUUGUGUGGAGUUGUAAUAUCAUUAAAAAGGUGUAUUUAUUUUGUUACUUUAUUUCAUUUCCACCAGUCUUGCUUUUUACUUAAAACAGACUGCGCAAUAAAACUUUAAAUCAU